Anthonomus grandis grandis is the source of this 687-nucleotide messenger RNA. RefSeq lists its product as uncharacterized. Gene Ontology annotation, cellular component: glycosylphosphatidylinositol-N-acetylglucosaminyltransferase (GPI-GnT) complex. Gene Ontology annotation, biological process: GPI anchor biosynthetic process. Lineage: Eukaryota; Metazoa; Arthropoda; Insecta; Coleoptera; Curculionidae. The transcript has 4 exons. The record is from RefSeq and is a predicted model, not a curated record. Bases 81 to 602 code for a protein of 173 amino acids.
UUCAUUUAAAAAAAAAAUAAUUGUUUACUUUUUGAAUUUUUAAAAACCUCUAUCAAAAUUAAAUAAAAGAUGCCAUUAAAAUGGUGCCGAACAGCGGAAAGUUUAAGUGUCUCAAUGGCGAAAUUGUGGUUUUAAAUGUAGAGAAAGGCCAGGGGUGUCUUCGAGUGUCCAUCAAGAGGGAUUAUGAGGUCCUUAGUUAUAAAAAAUGCCUUUUGUUUGCCUCUCAGACAUGUGCGGUGAUUUUAAGCCAAAUAUAUGUCUCACUUUAUGUGGGAAUUGCCCUUUUUUUCAUACUUUUAGUUACUGUUGUACCUACCUUAUUUAGUAUUAAGGAAGAAAACAUUAUAAUUGUAAAGGGACUAGGAUACCAAAUCAAUAGAAAGUAUGCAUUAACAACCAACAUUAAAUUUAUCCCAAGUGAAAAUGUACAAAAUAUAUUCAUAAAUGAAGUCAUAUUAAGAUAUAAAGUGAUCCACUUAUUAAGUCUGAUAGUCUUAGAAAACAACAAGAAAACACUAAUACCCCUUUUAAGUGAUAUGCUGCCCAGGUUAGACUGUUUAGAAACCAUUUAUAAGGCCAUAAAACAGUUUGAAAAUAGUUAGUCAACAAAUAAUGAAUGCCACCAGUUGUGUUUAUAUUAAUUAUAAUAUUGUUCAAUAAAAUAAAUACAUAUGUUUCAAGUUCAAA